Molecule: messenger RNA, 857 nt
Organism: Ctenocephalides felis (cat flea)
Lineage: Eukaryota; Metazoa; Arthropoda; Insecta; Siphonaptera; Pulicidae
Product: sialin-like
Exons: 4
Coding region: 9-602 (197 amino acids)
Biological process (GO): monoatomic anion transport
Cellular component (GO): plasma membrane
Molecular function (GO): transmembrane transporter activity
Source: RefSeq, a predicted model, not a curated record
GUGAUUAUAUGUUAAGGACCGAUAAAAUGUCCAGGACAAACGUACGAAAAAUGGCAACUGCUGUUUGUUGCAUAGGACAAGGCAUUUUCAUGGCAGGUUUAGCAUUCUCUGGUAAUGAUCACAUCGCGGCUAUUGUGUUCAUGACUCUGGCGACUGCAGUUAAUGGAGCCGUUUCAACUGGGCCAUUAGCCAGCUUUGUGGAUUUGAGUCCCAAUUAUGCCAGUAUUACGCUGGGAUUGAGUGGUAUGAUUUCUGUAAUGCCUGGUUUUAUUUCGCCUGCUAUCGUUGGUAUACUAACAUUUGAAAACCAAACGAUAGAGCAAUGGCAGAAAGUUUUCCUCCUAGCGACAGCAAUGUUGGUCGUUUGUGGUCUUUUAUAUUUGGUGUUUGCGGACUCUAAUCUACAAUCCUGGAACAGUCCAGAUAAAAUCGUUCAAGAUCCCGAAGAAAUUGUACCAAUGACAGAAAAACCUCGUAUUGUUAUCACUAAAAAUUCAAUUCCAACAAGUGAUCUGGCUUAUACUAGGCGCCAAGAAAAAAAGGCGAACAAUGUAGAUAUUAUUCGUAAGAACAGCGACACUUCGAAUAAAACUGACUCGUAAGAAUUUUGUGAAAAGUGUUUGUGAAAGUAUUAUUUUGUCAAAAGGACGAUUUAGGCUAUGUAGUGACUGUAUGGUUAAGAACUAUAUUAGAACUUAUUGCUCAUAAAUCCAAACAUACAAUAAUCUUUAUAAAAAUACUUAAUAAUUUAUUAAAUAUUUUUACAUAAAAAAUAAAAAUAGUAAAAACGCACUUUAAUUUAUAUUUUAAUACAUUCAUUAUACUUUCGGAUGUGUCCAUUGUAUAAUAUUGUCAUA